Molecule: messenger RNA, 628 nt
Organism: Sitophilus oryzae (rice weevil)
Lineage: Eukaryota; Metazoa; Arthropoda; Insecta; Coleoptera; Curculionidae
Exons: 3
Coding region: 59-553 (164 amino acids)
Source: RefSeq, a predicted model, not a curated record
UUUGUCAAAUCCAUUAUUCAUUAUUAAACAUUAUACAACACCAAAAUUUUCUAGUAAAAUGGCGACUCCCGAUUCCAGCAGUUUCUUUUAUAACAGUAUGUUAGCCAAGAGUCUUGUCCAACUAUUACCCAGCCAUGAAAAACGUCCUUUAAGAGACUGGUUUACUAAACUCAACGAACUAGUGAAUACACCGAAAGAACUGGAGUUGAGGGACGAGUAUAUAUGGUUCAUACUUAUGAUGUUGCAGUGCCAAAAAAUUCGAGAACCGUUUGAUAAUCCUCCUCCAGCUCAAAUAGGGGAUCUCAGAGAUAUAGUUCCUGCGAAAGUAUACGAAGAGAUCCUAGUAGCGAAUAGUGAAAACAUGACGUGGGUGGACAAAGUAGGUGCCGAACAGAAACCGGCGGGCGCAGAGGGCGCAGCGGGCGCUGGACCCAACGAAGAGCAGGAGAGAAAGCAAUGGUGCGCUCCAGGAACUUUUCUGGAUAAUCAACCACUGCCACAGGAAGGAAUAAUAUGCUAUAUGUCUACCUUCAGCGAUCAAUCCUAUCCCUAAAUUCACUUACAAAAAAAUUUCAUGACAAAUAUUCAUAAUUAUGUCUACUUUAUUAAAUUUUCUUCUUCGUAUUAA